Molecule: messenger RNA, 1083 nt
Organism: Somion occarium
Lineage: Eukaryota; Fungi; Basidiomycota; Agaricomycetes; Polyporales; Cerrenaceae
Source: the annotation of a GenBank genome assembly
GUGUACUUAUCUGCAUAUUGGAUGCUUAAACCUGGUUAAGAUGCGUCUAUAUCGUGUACAGUAAUCAUGAUUGAAUAUUACUACGUCAGCUCUCAUCUCAGGGGUUUUGACCUAAGGCUCGAUCACUCCUGUUUGUUCACUUUCCUGACCACUACCAUGAAAUCCCACACCGUAUCUCAUGAGUCUGGAGCCGCUGAACAGGACAAACCGAAGUUAUCCCCCAACUUCGGGCUGGGUUCCAAACUGCAUUCUUACGACCAAUGUGCUUGGGUGGACUGUAUGAAUCAACGGACUGCGCAGGACACUCGCUUGCCCCUCUGUUCCGGGUGUAGAUGUGCACGGUACUGUUCGCUGGAACAUCAGCGAAAUGACUGGGAGAAUCACAAACCAGACUGCAAGAGACAUCAGGAAGCAAUAUCUCUUCUCAGUUCUUUGCCGAAUGCAGACCAGAAGGGUACUAAAGAUUUAUAUCCCCUUCUUACGUCUUGGAUACACAAACACAUGCCGACACUCUCGGACGCUUUGGUUUCAUCUUUGGACCUUCCAAGUCAUCCUCAGCGUCAGCGUGAUUGGGGUCUGCAUCUCAGUGUUCGGUAUAGAGCUGGACAGCCGGCUCCGCUGGCCUUCGAGAUCGAAAGAGUCAUGGAGUGUAAUUUGGACUUCAUGCGCCGAAGAUUCGAAGGUUAUGAAGAACUCCUAAACAAACGCAGACAAUACGAAGAACGAUCGUUGCAGACAGACUGGUGGAGUUAUGGGGCAGGAGUGGUAUUCUUGAAUGUCUUUCUGCCUGGGGAACGCCGCCCAAUUAUAACCAGAAUGCUUCCCAUCACGUUUUCAAAUUCACAGGCGAACUCUGUUCCCUCCAUUUCGUGGAGAGAAGAGUUGUUCAUGAAGAUAAACUUGGGCAUUGUCGAGAAGUGGCAGCCGGUAGAAGAGUAAGGCGAUGCUUCUUGUCUGAAUGCACACAGCAGUUUGUAUUCCUUUCCGGACUUCUUAUUCGUUCGUUCGCGACAUAGGUUUUGUAAUUGUAAUAUAUCCAGACCAGCUUAUCGGAACCAAAAAUCACAUUAGUGACUCAGACAC